Messenger RNA from Parascedosporium putredinis, 219 nucleotides. NCBI's taxonomy places the organism in Eukaryota, Fungi, Ascomycota, Sordariomycetes, Microascales, Microascaceae. The record is from the annotation of a GenBank genome assembly.
AUGCUCCGACGCGGGCUUGAUAUCCCGCGCGGGGAAGGCAAGGCGAUUCGCCGUCUGGAGUGUGGGGAGAGCCAGGCUCUGGUUGAGUCGGAGUCUUCCGGCGCGCCCACGGCGGCCUUUACUUGCCCCAUCUGGUACGGUAUGGGGGCAUAUUGGAUCUGCCCAUCGCGAAGGAAUCCUUCGGGUCUCCCUCCGCAAGCCAACUACAUCACAUCGUAA